CUUUUACGUCAGGCAACCUCGUCGUCACCAUACCGGGCUUGCUGAGAGCAACAACACACAACUAACUACUCACUCCUUUCACACACGGUCACGGUCACCUAAAGUACUCACUAACCUCUUGACCACCUCAUCAUCCGUCACCCACAAUCACAACACACCCCUGCCUUAUUUACCUCAUUAACUCUCGAACCCACACUCGGGCCUUCACCGCUCAACAUUCCAAAAAUUACCUUGAACGCAUUUCCCUUUCAUCAUCGCUGUUUCCAUCGACGUCCUCCAUAAUAAGCAGACGCAAGCGGUAUCAAGGAUUUUCAGAUUUUGAGUUCCCCAAGAGUCGGAAAGAAAGAGCGCAGAAAGAGAGAAAAGAUGGAUCCCUCGCGUCGCGGGGUCGUCAACGGCGCAGGGGCCGCCGCCGCCGCCGCCGCAAGUGGCAGCAGCAGCAGUAACAGCAGCAACAAACACGGCAGCAGCAGCGCCUCGGGGCCCGCACCGAAAAAGUCGAGCAGAAUGAAGGAGGUGGUCAACUACGACGAAAAGAAACAUUUGCUCGACUUGGAGGAGGACAUUACGCACCCAGUUGCGCACAGGCAGCUGAACGAGCUGGAGGAACAUGUCAACGAUCUUCAUGAGUCGUGGGAGACGGAGUCCAUUUUUGAGGAGAUUCUGGAGGACAUCACGGAGGACAAGUUUUUCACUGAUGAUCCUGAAGCUUGCACUCCGGAGGAAGCGGUCGAGUAUCGACGACUUCUUAGGCUGGUCGGACCUAAGGUGUUCGUCCAGCGAACCGUAGACGCAGGCGUCAUUCCCAUCAAGAAGCUCCUCACAGCCUUUGGCAUUCGUCCGCCCGCCUUCCUGGAAGGCGCAGGCGAUGAUGCCUACUUCAGCCUUCUCACGCUGGCCAUGACCCGCGAAAUUCAAAAGCGGGCAAAGCUGAUGAAAUACAACACCAUCGAUGACGCUGUGGAGCUGCUCAAGCGGUCCAAGAACAUCAUCGUCCUCACCGGUGCCGGCAUCUCCACCUCGCUUGGAAUUCCCGAUUUCCGCUCUAAGGGCACCGGUCUCUACUCCAAGCUCGAGCACCUCGGUCUCAGCGACCCCCAGGAGGUCUUUGACAUCAACAUUUUCCGCCAAGACCCCAACAUCUUCUACUCGGUGGCGCGCGACAUCCUGCCCAACACGGAGCGCUUCUCGCCGACACAUGCUUUCAUCGCCCUCCUCCAGCAAAAGGGAAAGCUGCUAACCAACUACUCGCAAAACAUCGACAACCUCGAAGCCAAAGCGGGAAUCCACCCGGACAAGCUCGUGCAAUGCCACGGCUCCUUCGCCACCGCCACCUGCGUAAAGUGCGGCUACAAAGUCCCCGGCGAAUCCAUCUUUCCCGAAAUCAAGGCCGGCCGCAUCCCGCGCUGCCGCAAGUGCGCCCAAGGCAGCCGCACAACCAACAACUCGUCUCGCAAGCGCAAGCUCCUCCGCGACGGCACCGAGAAGAAGCCGCGCCGCGUAAAGCCCGGCGAGUACGACAGCAAUUCCGAUUCCGAAUUCGACCACCACAACAGCAACAACAACAACAGCAACCACUUCUCUUCCGAUCCUUAUUACUCGUCCGAGCACGGCUCCAACACGAUGGGAUGCGGGGUUAUGAAGCCUGACAUCACCUUCUUCGGCGAAGCCUUGCCGGACGAGUUCUCGACGCGACUUACGGAGCACGAUCGCGACUUGGUCGACUUGGUCAUCGUCAUUGGCACUUCGCUCAAGGUCGCCCCCGUCUCCGAAGUCGUCCCCUUUUUACCACCGCACAUUCCGCAAAUCUACAUCUCGCGCACGCCCGUCUCGCACGUCAACUUUGACAUUGACCUUCUCGGCGACUGCGACGUGGUCGUCUCGGAACUGUGCAAGCGCGCCGGGUGGGACCUGCAGCAUGAGAUGAUUCCAGAGAACCAAGUGAUUCGCACGGAGCUGGCCGAGGGGUAUAAUUCCCGCCAUGUGUUUACGCAGGUGGAGCCCAAGCCGAAGCCGACGGUGGUUGCGGAGCUGACGCAUCAUUCUACCCCCAAGGAGGUGGCCAAGGAGCAGAGAGAGGCGAACCGCGAGGAACGUAGGAGGAAGAGGGAGGAGAGAGAGCGGGAAAUGAGGGAGCAGGAGGAUAUGAAGGCUGCGGCGGAACGGGUGAAGAAGUUGGAGAAACGGGCGGAGAAGGAGAGGAAGAGGGAGUUGAAGGAGAAGGAGAAGGAGAAAGAAAGGGAGGGGGCUAUGCAAGAUAAGGAGAAGGAAGGGAAGAAGGAAAGUGUUGGUAAGGUGCAGGAAAAAGGUGUUGCAAAGGAGAAGGGAAAGGGGGUGGAAAAUGGAAAGUCGGGAGAAGGAAAAGGAAGCGAGAAAGGAGUCGAUAAGUAGCGUUUCUACUGUUUUUAAGAAAGAGGAAACAUUCCAUGGUUUGGUAGGGACGGAUAGGGAAUGGUAUGGCACGGUAGGGCAUGGUUCGGAUCGGGUAUUUCAACUCAUUCAUUGUUCGAGGCGUUUUUCGUGCGGGUUAUUUCUCAUCAUAACAAGAACAACAACACCUCAAUGGUUCAGGUCAGGGUCCGGCUAGGUUCGUUAGGUAUACUACACAAAUGGAGGAACGAAAAUGAAUCGAGGUUCAAAUGAAAAGAGUGGAUUGGAUGUUUGAGUAGUAGCCUUGUAAAUUUAUUUUCAAGUCAAGUGUGUUAGAUAAAGUAUUCAAAAUAAUCUGUUAUCUGCGCGCCAG
Messenger RNA from Neurospora hispaniola, 2743 nucleotides. Its product is annotated as DHS-like NAD/FAD-binding domain-containing protein. NCBI's taxonomy places the organism in Eukaryota, Fungi, Ascomycota, Sordariomycetes, Sordariales, Sordariaceae. The transcript is spliced from 2 exons. Gene Ontology annotation, molecular function: histone H4K16 deacetylase activity, NAD-dependent; NAD+ binding. Gene Ontology annotation, cellular component: nucleus. The record is from RefSeq and is a predicted model, not a curated record. Bases 367 to 2391 code for a protein of 674 amino acids.